Podarcis muralis (Common wall lizard) is the source of this 1788-nucleotide messenger RNA. It is a transcript of the gene HEXA, whose product is annotated as hexosaminidase subunit alpha. The record is from RefSeq and is a predicted model, not a curated record. Gene Ontology annotation, molecular function: beta-N-acetylhexosaminidase activity. Gene Ontology annotation, biological process: ganglioside catabolic process; glycosaminoglycan metabolic process; carbohydrate metabolic process. NCBI's taxonomy places the organism in Eukaryota, Metazoa, Chordata, Lepidosauria, Squamata, Lacertidae. Gene Ontology annotation, cellular component: membrane; lysosome.
CGCUCGGUGGCGUUUCUCCGCGCGCUCGGCUGGCGACCAUGGCGGCGCUCCGUUGCGCGCUGCUCUCCCUGCUCUCCGCCGCCGCCGCUGCCGUGUGGCCGCAGCCGCAGUCGCUGCUCCAGGCUGCCCAGGGCGGCUGCCGCCUCCGAGCCGGGAGCUUCCGCUUCGGCUAUGCCGACUCGUCGGCCGUGGGGCCCGGCUGCUCGGUGCUGGACGAGGCGUUCCGACGUUACUGGGCGCUGCUUUUCCUUCCCGGACUCGAAGACGCAGGGAACGCCCACUCUGAGGACCCCUGUAAUGAGCUUCUUGUGAGUGUCGCCGAGCCAGGGUGUGAUGGCUACCCUUCGCUGGACUCCUCAGAGAGCUAUAAGCUGACCGUUUCAGAUGAGCAGAUGCUUCUGACAGCACAAACUGUAUGGGGAGCUCUCAGAGGGCUGGAGACCUUCAGCCAACUCGCCUGGAGAGACGAUUAUGGGGCGUUCCACAUAAACAAGACAGAUGUAGUCGACUUUCCCCGCUUUCCUCACCGAGGUCUGCUGCUUGAUACGUCACGCCAUUACUUGCCUUUGAGAGCAAUUCUGGAGACACUGGAUGCCAUGGCCUAUAACAAAUUCAACGUGUUCCACUGGCACAUUGUGGACGACCCAUCCUUUCCGUACGAGAGUGUGACAUUCCCAGAUCUCAGCCAAAAGGGAGCCUUCCACCCUACCACCCAUGUGUACACUGCCAGAGAUGUGAAGACAGUGCUUGAGUAUGCCCGGCUGCGUGGGAUCAGGGUGAUUUCCGAAUUUGACACGCCUGGCCAUACUCUCUCAUGGGGUCCAGGCAUCCCAGGCUUGUUGACUCCCUGCUAUGUGGGCCCAAAUCCCUCCAGAAGCUACGGGCCAGUCAACCCCAUCCUCAAUACAACUUACCAGUUCAUGGCCAAGUUUUUUGCCGAAGUCAGUUCUGUGUUUCCAGACUUCUACAUUCACCUGGGAGGAGAUGAGGUUGACUUCACAUGCUGGAAGUCCAAUCCAGAUGUCCAGGCGUUUAUGCAGAAGAUGGGGUUUGGCGAAGACUAUACCAAGCUGGAAUCAUUCUACAUCCAGAGGCUGCUGGAUAUAGUCUCCUCCUACCACAAAGGCUACGCGGUAUGGCAGGAAGUUUUUGAUAACGGAGUGAAGGUGAAGCCUGAUACCCUAAUACACGUGUGGAGAGAGAACGCGGGGACAUACCAAGCAGAGAUGGCUCGCGUCACCAAAGCCGGCUACCGGGCUCUUCUCUCUGCCCCCUGGUAUCUCAACCAUAUCUCUUAUGGACAGGAUUGGAUGGCGGUUCACCAGGUGGAGCCAUUGGCAUUUGAAGGCAGCCCAGAACAGAAGAAGCUGGUGAUUGGAGGAGAGGCCUGCAUGUGGGGUGAAUAUGUGGAUGUGACAAACUUAACCCCAAGACUCUGGCCUAGAGCUGGGGCUGUAGCAGAGAGACUCUGGAGCAACGCAACGGUCCGAGACCUGCAGGAUGCAUAUAGGAGGCUGGGAGACUUCCGGUGCACCCUCCUCAGGCGAGGAAUCCGGGCAGAGCCACUGUUUACAGGAUACUGUGACUAUGAAUACAAUGCCUUUUGACUUCUACACCCUCGUCCUGUUUUCUGCCAUAUCAGUAUGACCAUUGUAGGCAUGGAGAGGGUAGCACUGAUUUAGUACUAUUUUCAAUAAAAGGGGAAAUCAAUCCACCAUUGAUCUUGGGUCUUAGCAAAAAAGCCACACCACUUAAAAUAAGAAUGAUAAUAAAAAUCAGUUAAACAGA